This is a messenger RNA of Aquila chrysaetos chrysaetos, 6138 nucleotides long. It is a transcript of the gene LPIN3, whose product is annotated as lipin 3. Gene Ontology annotation, biological process: fatty acid catabolic process; positive regulation of transcription by RNA polymerase II; triglyceride biosynthetic process. Lineage: Eukaryota; Metazoa; Chordata; Aves; Accipitriformes; Accipitridae. The record is from RefSeq and is a predicted model, not a curated record. Gene Ontology annotation, cellular component: nucleus. Bases 1943 to 4654 code for a protein of 903 amino acids. The transcript has 20 exons. Gene Ontology annotation, molecular function: transcription coactivator activity; phosphatidate phosphatase activity.
ACCAACCUUACCAGUAAGGCACAGCUGAGGAAGGUGGGACGCAGGGAGGGAACGGGGCUUGCCUGGGAAUGAGCUGUGGCAUUUCUGCAGAUCAGCCCAUCAGCUGUGACCAGCUCAGGUGGAUUGGACCCUUCUCAGACUAAAGAGGUCCUAAGCAGCCUCCCUCCAGCUUUGGCGCUUCCUUGCUCUCACAGAGCAACGUCAGCUCCACGAGUGAUGGGUGGGAGAGUCCUGUGCGCACACCAGCAGAAGAGCCUUCGUUCCCCAAAGUGCCACCAUCUCUUGUGCAGACCAGGAGCUGCAUCCACUCAAUCCAUGUCACUCCAAAACUCGGCACAGAGGGUGCUGGGGGAUCACUUGCACAACAGGUCGGGCAGUCAUGGGGCAGAGCCCAUACAGGCCACAUCUCUGCCCUUGGGGAGUCACAGUCUGGUGGGAGCCAAUGCACUUUUUUGGGAGCACAAAAAAACUCCACUGCCUCAGUUUCUCACCUGAGUCUACCUGGCUGUUCCUGCAUCACUUCCCCACUGCUGCCAAGCCCAUUGAGAUCAGGAGAGGCUCAGUUUUCACAAAGCCUCUGGUUUUUUGUGCUAUUAUUUCAACUCAUGCUCUCUUUUCUCAUCCCACUGGAGAUAAUGCAGGGCAGAGGAGCCCCUGGGGCUUGGCCACCCACUCCCUCCCUUUAUGUCUUGUUAGGACUUCACUGUGAGCUUUGGUGGUGCCUCUGUAAAAUGAUGCUCAGUGCUUCUUUGUGUCCCAAAGCUUUCCUAAGGCCAUGGCAGAAAAAAAAAAAAACAGGGAGGAAAAAAAAAAAAGGCAGAAAGCCACAAUGAUGGAGGUGGAGAGGUGAUAUUGGGCCACAGGCAGGGGCUGCCGGGGUGCAGGGUACCCACACCCUGGGAAGUUGUGGUGCAGGGGAAGGGUGGGGAGGGCUAGAGGCUGGGAGAAAUGGAGGGAAAGCCACCACCCUCUGGUGACAGGUCUUCAGAGCCCCCAGGGCUGCACCCAGGAGUGCCAAGGGUGGGUGCAGUAGGCAAGUUAGGCACCCUGAGGUGUAUGGCAUGGCACCGCAGCAGCAUCGGAGGAUUUUGCAGGAAGGUGGGUGACAUUAGUUGUGUCCCAGCCGGUGCUGCCCUGGUAGGAAACACUGCCUUCCCCUGCUUGCCCAGGGGCACAGGCUGGCUUGUGCAAAAGGUCCUGGUGUCCCAGUUUGGUCCCAGUCCCAGGCUGCACAAUGAAAUAAACUCACCCAAAUUCACUCUUCCAAGUUUGCAGUUAUUGAGGGGCAGCUAAAAUUAUCCCUCAAAAUGCCCUAAAACCUUGGGUUCUGGUGAAGCCUCGUUCCUCCCUACAAGCACGACACACCAGCGCCUUCCACAUUUCUCCCAGUCGAAACCUGGCCAAGGUGCACCCAGUCUUACAUCCAGGAGUAAUUAAGCGAGCAACACAGCAAUUAUCACCCUACCCACUCUUUGUGGUCCUAGUCCAUAUGACCCUACAGCAAUCCCUAUGACCCUAUGGAGGAGGGAGAAAUUAGCAUCUGGCAUAGGGUCCUUAGCAAUAUGCUUCCCACUCUGGACUGUUCUCAGCCCAGCCACGGCUGCGUGAGGAUGCUCUCCAGCCAUUGCAAGGCAGCUUUUAAAGGGCAGAUCUCUCCCAGAGCUGUGCGCUCAGCCUCUGCGAGCACCUUUUCCAGAGGGCUCAGUCUCCCCCCCGGGUCCUGAGAGCUGGGGUUUGGUAUAGUUUGUGCCCUGAGGGGUUAAACGCUGAGAGAUCUGGUCUGGAAAAUGAAAGGACUGUCUUUGGAAAUUCCAGCUUGGUGGGUUGGGCUGCAGUGGCCUGGCGGGAUGGUGGGUUGGAGAAGGAGGGAGGAAGGGUCUCCCUCAGCGCAAGGCAGUUGGCAUCUCUGCCAGGAGCUGCUGGAGCAAAGGAGGCGGUUGCAAUGAGACACAGCUGCUCCGGCGUGAGAACUGGGAGGUGGCUGGGAGGGCCUCCCCUUGCUCAGUCUCAAACAAUGAACUACGUGGGGCAGCUUGCCGAGACCGUCUUUGUCACAGUGAAGGAGCUGUACCGGGGUCUGAAUCCCGCCACCCUGACGGGCUGCAUCGAUGUGGUCGUGGUGAGGCAGCCUGAUAACUCCUUCCAGUGCUCCCCUUUUCAUGUGCGUUUUGGGAAGCUGGGUGUGCUGCGCUCCAAGGAGAAGGUGGUUGACAUUGAAAUCAAUGGGGAGCCUGUGGACCUGCAUAUGAAGCUGGGCGACAAUGGAGAGGCCUUCUUUGUCCAGGAGUCGGAGGAGAAUGAGGGCAGCGUCCCCUCCCGCCUCUGCACAUCCCCCAUCCCCACAGAGCAGAGCCCGGAGGAUGCCGCUCAGCCCUCUCAUGGGCAGGAGGCCUCCAGUGCUGAAGCGACCCUGCGCAAGAGGAGGCGACGCAGGAGGAAGCCCAAGCGGAAGGAGGUGGUGGACUCCGAGUUAGAAGGCUGCGAGGAGACCAAAAGCGAGAUGUCCGUGGAGGAGCCGUGCAAACUGCCAGCCCCAAGUGAUUCAGUGUAUUUCUCCUUUGCUGAUCUCCCUGAAGAAGAAACCAGGUCAUUGCAGUCCCCAGAGAUGCAUCCUUACUCUGAUGGGGAGCUGGCCUCUCUAGACAGCCCCACCCUGAGCCAUCCAUCUUCUCCCAAAAGUGACUCUGAGCUGGAGAUCAGGCCGCAGGAGAGUUUUGCUCUAGGGGCUGAAUCCCACAUGCAGUGGACCUGGGGAAGGCUCCCUCAGGUGAAUAAAUCUGAACGAGUUGAACCAGCCAAAUCCACAAAGACGAUUGCUACAGCAGCAACCACUGUCUCUGCGACACCGGUCCCAGUGGAUGAGGCAACCCAUCUUGUUGCCAGCUCUGAAGGUUUGGGAGGAGGUUCAAGCCCAGCAGGACCUCAGGGCACACCUUGUUCCUCUGCUGUGUCCGUUGUUGAGCCACUACCCGCACCCCAGGAUGGGAAUGGCCACCCCAGACUGAAGGACAUCCCCAGUGCUGUGGGGGAAGAGAGCUUGUUGGAGGCCUCCUCUGCCCAACAAGAGAAACAGGAGGGAGGCAGGAGUGUUGUGCCAGACGUUCAGCCAGAUGUGGAGCCCUUCGAGGGAGCUGCAGGGGGCUUGGAGGCCCCUGAGCCCCAGCUGGAAAGUGAGAGGAGACAAGGAUCCAUCAAAAGAAGUCCUCACUUGGGUCCCAGUGAUGUUUACCUGGAAGACCUCUCCCAGCUGGAUGAGGAGCAGGUGGCUCUCUAUUUCCCCAGGAGCGACACAGAGCAGAGUUCAAGGCCUGUGGCAGACCCCAGCAACCCCCUGUGUGUCCAGCUGCCAUCCGACUUGCCUGCCAACAGCCCCACGGACUCGGACUCUGAUUUGAUGCCUGCGAUUGCCCUGUCGCUGUGCGGAGGCCUGGGGGGCAGCAGGCAGAUCUCCCGCGAGAAGUUCAUGAAGCACAUGGUCUCCUACCAGCAGUUUGCUGAGAAUCCGGGACUCAUCGAUGACCCAAACCUGGUGAUACUGAUCAACAAGAAGUAUUACAACUGGGCAGUGGCUGCUCCCAUGGUCCUGUCCCUGCAGGCUUUCCAGAGAAACAUUCCUGAGAGCACCAUUGACCAACUGGUGAAGGAGAAGAUGCCCAAGAAAGGCAGCAGGUGGUGGUUCUCCUGGAGGAGGAGAGAGUUCCCAGCAGAGGAGCAGCAGUCGAGGCCAGGGAAAGCCAACAUGGGGACGCUGCAGCCUGACUCUGCUCAGCAGAGGCAGGAGGAAGAGGGGUCAUCCAGUGACGAUGAGCCCCUGCACCCCAGGGACGCGUUAGCAAUGGAUGCCCCUGCACAGAAAUCUCUGCCAACCUACAAGAAAUCCCUGCGGCUCUCCUCUGAACAAAUUGGGAGGCUGAAACUGCAGGAUGGCCCCAACGAGGUGGCGUUCAGUGUGACGACUCAGUACCAGGGCACGUGCCGCUGUGAGGCCACCAUCUACCUGUGGAACUGGGAUGACAAGGUGGUGAUCUCGGACAUCGAUGGCACCAUCACCAAGUCGGAUGCUCUUGGGCACAUCUUGCCGCAUCUGGGAAAAGACUGGACUCAUCAUGGGAUUGCUAAGCUCUUCCACAAAAUCCACCUGAACGGCUACAAGUUCCUCUACUGCUCAGCCAGAGCGAUCGGCAUGGCACACAUCACCAAAGGCUACCUCAAAUGGGUCAACGAGCAAGGCUGUGCCCUCCCCAAGGGCCCCAUCCUGCUCGCCCCCAGCAGCCUCUUCUCCGCCUUCCACAGGGAGGUGAUUGAGAAGAAGCCAGAGGUGUUCAAGAUCGCCUGCUUGAUGGACAUCCAAAACCUGUUUGCCACAAAGCUGCCCUUCUACGCAGCCUUUGGGAACAGAGCAAAUGAUGUCUACGCUUACAAGCAAGUGGGCCUGCCGGAGAGCCGCAUAUUCACGGUCAACCCCAAGGGAGAGCUGAUCCAGGAGCUCACGAAGAACCACAAGUCAACGUAUGAGCGGCUGUCAGAGCUGGUGGAGCUGAUUUUCCCUCCCCUGGGACAGAGUGGGAGCAUCGCUCUGGUGUGUCCAGAGUACAGCCACUUUGCCUACUGGAGACCUCCACUGCCUGCUGUUGACUUGGAGGACUUCUCCUGACCCCGUUACCUGUGGAGACCAGACCCAGGGCUCUCCUGUGUGUCCUCUGCCAGGACUGGAUGCUCCAGAUGCAUUUCCUCCUCCCUGUUUGCUGCUCAGGCAUUUUGCACUUCUAAUACAGGUCAUGUUCUGCACUAGAAACACCCCUUCUCUGGGAGCCAAAGGGGGGUAAGAGGGAGCUCUGACUCUACAAAAACUCCAUUUACUAAACGGAAAUUCCUAUAAGCUCGGUCUUCUCUUAAUGUUCUUAACACUUUUAAAGCCUGGCUUUGUUUUUUAAAGGUGGUGAUGGGUUACUGUCUAAUUUAUUGAUGAGCCUCUGGCAUAGCUAUUUCUAUCUCCAGUACGACCACUGUUCCCAGACAGUCCAGCUACCUGCAGUUUAGUAGCUGAUGGAUUGGAGCUGUCCCAUGUUUUAACAAAUCGUUAAGGUGGAUGCAAGCUGCUGGGGUUUUGAGUUUUCUUCACUAAUAGUCACUAACAGCAACAAUUAAUAAAUAGCGCCUUAAUCCAGGCUGCCUCUUGUCCACUGUAGCCCUGUGAAUGGAAGUGGGAGCCAGGCUCUGUGCCACUUUACAAACGUGGUUGAGUUUAUCCUGUCCUGCUGAAGUGCCCUGCCAAGGGGGUCUGGUCUUGGUGGAGAUGGGAGCAGGACCUACAGCUUCCUUGGACUGUGGAGCAGCUGCACUAGAAGAAGACUCUUUUUAUUUUUUUGCCUGCUACCUUCAGGUAAUUUUGCAAAAUUGAUUUAAUACAGGAAGCAAACCCUGGCUUUAUGUGUGUGUGCAUGGGGUGAAUCUCUCCUGUGCCAGUAGGCUGCCACGAUCUUGUGCUAGAGCAGGAGCUUAUUCCUGUGCCCCUGUAUUGGAGCGUUCGAGGAAAGCUCAGCUAUCCUAAAGCAGGGUUGGGCUGGGACUCAACCAGCCUGUCUCUAUGCUGGGUGGGGGAUUUCUCUGAAAUCUGGUUGCCAGCCUUGCUGGAUGUUCAGCCAGCCUGCUGCCCCUGCUCUGGGAGCUCUCAGCUGUAACUACAUAAAACAAAACAGGCAGGAGCACUGCUGGGCUCCUUCCUCCGAUCUGGCAUCCACCUUCUCCUUCCCUGACCGUGGGUGAGAGUGUAAAUCAUCUCCUAGUCUGCCUGCCUCCGUGCUUUAACUCUAGCUCUGCUUUUCUGAAAGCCACACAAGUCAUUUUGAUCCUGGGAACCUCAGCAAGAAAUACUUUAUUUUUUUUCCUUUCCAGUACAAACACUUUUUCAGCUUUUAAAACCUGAACGAAUGUACAAGGUUUUAAAAACAACAAAACACAGCCUUUUAACAGGAUCAGUUAUCAACUGCCUCAGAAAGCUGCCCAUGCAAGGACAACUGCAUGGGCACCAUCUUCCUUCUCUGCAAGCAAAAAAAAAAAAAAAAAAAAAAAAAAAAAAAAAUGCCCUAUUUUGUACAAAGUUCCUUUCAAUUUUUAGAAAUGAAUAGCUGAGAACUG